This is a messenger RNA of Linum tenue, 8431 nucleotides long. NCBI's taxonomy places the organism in Eukaryota, Viridiplantae, Streptophyta, Magnoliopsida, Malpighiales, Linaceae. The record is from the annotation of a GenBank genome assembly.
UUUCGACUCGGCUUGGGUUUCUCUCGUAGCUGAUCGUCGUUGUUCUUUCUUCAUCCCCUCCGGCAGGUGAAUGCCAAUCAUCGGAACGUCUCGAGCGUCUGUGAGGAAAGAGUCGGGAAUUUAAGCAAAUGGAGGAACGGAGCGUCGGAGAAGUGCUCUACGAGGAACGACGUCACGCCUCCGGGCCAUAUUCUUCUCAUUACCCUCCUCUCCCUUCCAAGAGUAAUGAUGGCGGAAGCGGCGGCUUCCUCUCGUUUCUUUCAGUUCGAGGUAUAAGCCAACUCAAAGAGAAGUGGAGAGGCCAGAGUAAUCAAGCAAAUGCUACGAAGCCUGUCUCCUUGUUUAUCUCCCCAAGGGGUGAACAUGUUGCUGUUGCUACUGGGAGUCAGAUAACAAUCUUGCAAAAGGAGGACGAUUACCAAGAGCCAUCCGGUCUUUUUACGAGUGGCAGCUCUUGUUUAUAUACUUGUGGAACGUGGUCAGAACCACACAAUGUACUUGGUGUUGUUGACAACAUGGAUAGUCUGUAUUUCAUCAAAGCAAGUGGUGUACAGAUAGCUCAAUUUACUAAGAGGCAACUCAGAAUCUCAUCGCCUGUAAUUGGUCUGAUUCCUCAGGAUGGUGGUGAUGGUCUUGGAUCUUGUCUAUGUAGUUUCAUAGUCGUUACGUCAGAUGGACUUCUUCAUCAUGUUGAUGUUGGUAGAGAGCCUAGCAGUAGCUGUGUGUCAAAUAGCAGUUCAGCAGCUAAACCGCAGUUCCCUAAGGAUGUUUUCUGCUUUCAGUAUGCUUCAGAGAAUUCUCUGCUUCUCAUGGUUGGUGGCGUUGGCAGUGGCUCUGUAACCUCUGGUAAAAAACCUGGAUGCCACCUUUCCAUUUGGCGUCGAUGUCAGAACUUGAAUCUUGAACAGUUGUCAAAUGUUCAGUUUGAAGGCCAGUAUUACAGACUGCAAGAUGGCAUUAAGUUUCUGGCAUAUCCCAAGGUACUAAUGUCUCCAGAAAGCCAAUUUGUCUCUACUCUGGAUGCAACAGGACAUUUGCAUGUUUUUAGGGUUGAUAAAGAAAGCUGGGCACUUUUCAGCUUCGAAAACAUGGAGAGAUCAAAUUCAUCUUCUGCUAAUAACCUAUCGACUGAGCAGAAUGGUUACUUGAAUGACAUCGUGGAUUUUACUUGGUGGUCAAACUGCAUCAUGACUGUUAUUAAAAGGGGUGGAAUUGUUAUGAUGCUUGAUAUGCUCAGCGGCUCAAAAGUCCUGGAACAUGAUCUGGCAUACUCCAUGCCCAUUGUGGACAGAGCACAGGAAGUACAGGGGUCGAUAUUUCUUUUGGAGAGCAAAUCUUCUGAUCACAGAAAAAUUCCAUCUGACCACAUUGGACAAUUAAGUGACCCACAAGACAUGGAGGAAAAAACAGAAGACAGUUUUGAUCAAUUUGAUGUUUCCCAGAUGUCUUGGAGUCUGAUGUCACUUUCUCAGAAAUCUGUUCAUGAAAUGUACAGUAUCUUAAUUGGAAAUGGUAAAUACCAGUCAGCAUUGGAUUUUGCCAAUCGUUAUGGAUUACAGAAAGAUGAAGUGUUCAAAUCACAAUGGCUGCAAUCUCCUAAAGGAAUCAAAGAUAUAAAUAUGUAUUUGACUAAAAUCAAGGACCUUAGUUUUGUUCUUUCUGAAUGUGGGGAAAAAAUAGGACCGACAGAGGAUGAUAUGAAAGCUCUACUUUUGCACGGUAUUGGUGUAUCUAAUCAGUUUCGUUUUUCUGAAGAAGAAAAUUAUGAUAGCCAUAUAUGGGAUUUUCGAAUCGCCAGGCUUCAGUUACUUCAAUUCAGAGACAGGCUGGAAACGUAUCUUGGCAUUAACAUGGGCAGGUUUUCUGUGCAGGAGUACUGCAAAUUUCGUGCCACUCCUCUUGAGGAAGUUGCUGUAACCCUUGCUGAAAGUGGAAAAAUUGGGGCUCUCAAUCUCCUCUUCAAACGGCAUCCCUAUUCCCUGUCCCCCUUUAUGUUACAAGUACUAGCUGCAAUUCCUGAGACUACCCCUGUUCAAACAUAUGGACAACUUCUUCCUGGGAAGUCUCUUCCUAUCAGUAUAGCUCUCAGGGAAGAAGACUGGGUUGAGUGCGAGGCAAUGGUACGAUUUAUCAACCGGUUAUCUGAUAGCCAUGAGAUGGGAAUCCAGAUCAGGACUGAAUCUAUUGUAAAGCGCUGCAAUGGACACCUUUGGCCAUCUACUGAAGAACUCUCUAUAUGGUACAAAAAUAGAGCAAGAGAUAUUGAUUACUACACUGGUCAGUUGGAGAAUUGCCUUUGCCUGCUUGACUUUGCAUGUCAAAAGGGUAUCACUGAGUUAGAGCAGUUUCGUCAGGAUAUUUCUUACUUAUGUCGGCUUAUUUAUUCUGAUGAGAGUGACAGUGGUAUGUGCUUUGAUAUGACUCUUGCUGCAUGGGAAGAAUUGUCUGAUUAUGAGAAAUUUAGAAUGAUGCUAAAGGACGUCAAAGUUGAAAAUGUGGUCAAAAGGUUAAAUGACAAAGGAAUUCCUUUUAUGUCAAGUAAAAUUGCUGAUGUUAGCUCUGCCAAUAAAGAUAAGCUUACAGACCACCAGUCUUCCUUACAUGAGGAAGAUACGUCUUUCUUGAUAAGAUGGCUAAAAGAGAUGGCUGUGGAGAAUAAAUUGGACAUUUGCCUGAAGGUGAUUGAAGAAGGGUGCAAGGAUUUGCGGAGUACUGGUUUCUUUAAAGAUGAGACUGAAGUCAUGGAAUGUGCUCUUCAAUGCAUAUAUUUGUGCACAGUUACGGACAGAUGGAGUACCAUGAGUGCUAUAUUGUCAAAGCUUCCGCAGAAGCAAGAUGCCAGGGCACCAAACGAAAGCCUGGAGAAGAGACUCAAACUUGCAGAAGGUCAUAUGGAAGCUGGGAGGCUAUUAUCGUUUUACCAGGUCCCGCAGCAAAUGAGCUUUUUCCUUGAGGCGCAUGUAGAUGAAAAAGAGGUUAAACAAAUUAUCCGUCGCAUUCUCUCAAAAUUUGCUCGUCGCCAUCCAAGCCGUUCAGAUAAUGAUUGGGCAAACAUGUGGCGCGAUAUGCAAUCCUUGCAAGAUAAGGCUUUCCCUUUUCUCGACUCAGAGUAUAUGUUAAUGGAAUUCUUCAGAGGCUUGUUGAAAGCUGGGAAGUUUUCUCUUGCUAGAAGCUAUCUGAAGGGAACAAGUUCAGUGUCCUUGGCAUCAGAAAAAGCCGAAUAUCUUGUUAUUCAAGCUGCGCGGGAGUACUUAUACUCGGCUCCAAGUUUGUCUUCUCCUGAAAUCAAGGAGGCAAAGGACUGCCUCAGUCUAUUACCUAGCAGUAGGAAUGUCCAAGCAGAGGCUGACAUAAUACUUGCGCUCACUGUUAAACUGCCAUACCUUGGAGUUACUCUUUUGCCUAUGCAAUACAGGCAAAUAAAAGACCCAAUGGAGAUAAUCAAAAUGGCUAUUGCUGGUCAAAAUGGAGCAUACAUACAUGUUGAUGAAGUUAUAGAGGUUGCCAAACUUCUGGGAUUAAGCUCUCCAUAUGACAUAUCAGCAGUGGAGGAAGCAAUCGCUAGAGAAGCUGCUGUGGCCGAUGAUCUACAAUUGGCAUUUGACCUCUGCCUUGUUUUAUCUAGAAAAGGACAUGGGCCUGUUUGGGAUUUGUGUGCUACAAUAGCAAGGGGUCCCGCGCUUGAAAAUAUGGAUAUAAGCUCCAGAAAGCAGCUGAUAGGUUUUGCUUUGAGUCAUUGUGACGAGGAAUCUAUAAUGGAGCUUCUUCAUGCAUGGAAGGACCUUGAUAUGCAAGGGCAAUGUGAGGCUUUGCUGAACUCGUCUGAUUCUUUUGGUGUCUCUGAUUCAUUGAACAGAAGACUUCCUUUCUUUGGUUCUCCAGAUACUGUCAAUCAUCUCAGAGGUUUCUCAGAAGCCACUGAAGAUAUGAGCAGUGGGGAUCGAGAAGCCCAUUUGAGGAAUACAACAAACACACUUCUUUCAGUUGCUAAACACGGCCUUGCCGAGGAGGGAGCAGAAUUGGAGUCUUUCUUGAAGGACAAUGGAAGACUAUUUUCUUUUGCCUCUUCUCAACUUCCAUGGUUGCUUGAAUUGAGUUGCAAAGCUGAAUACUCUAAGAACUCGAGUUCUGGAUUUGCUCCUGGAAAGCAGUUUGUAAGCAUAAGAACCCAAGCAUUAGUAACUGUUCUGUCCUGGCUGGCAAGAAAUGGGUUUUCACCCAAUGAUAGUAUAAUUGCCUCCGUGGCAAAGUCGGUCAUAGAACCACCUGUCACAGAAGAGGAAGACGUGAUGGGUUGUUCUUUCUUGUUGAAUCUUGUCGACGCCUUCAGUGGGGUCGAAGUAAUAGAAGAGCAACUUCGCCUCAGGGAGAAUUACAAUGAAAUUCACAGCAUCAUGAAUGUUGGGAUGACGUACAGUGCAUUACACAGUUUUGGAGUUGAGUGCAAAGAUCCUGCUCAGAGGAGGGAAUUACUUCUGACAAAGUUCAAAGAGAAGCAUGCACCACUUAGUUCUGAUGAAAUAAACAAGAUGGACAAAGUACAGUCCACUUUCUGGAGGGAAUGGAAGCUCAAAUUGGAAGAAAAGAAGCGAAUUGCUGAAAAUUCCAGAGUGCUAGAGCAAGUCAUUCCUGGUGUUGAUACUGCUCGAUUUCUCUCAGGUGACUCGAGCUACAUUCGCCAUUCUGUUUUUUAUCUGAUUGAAUCAGUGAAGCUAGUAAGGAAGCACAUUAUCAAAGAUGUAUUAAAGUUGGCGGACACUUAUGGGUUGAAUCAAAGUGAGGUGCUUGGGUAUUAUCUCAGUUGUAUUCUUGUUUCUGAGGCUUGGACGAAUGAUGAUAUCAUGAUUGAAAUUUCAGAAUUUAAAGGUGAAAUUAUCCGUUCUGCUGGUGAAACCAUCAAAACUGUUUCAUCAGUUGUUUUUCCUGCAAUUGAUGGUCAUAACAAGAGUCGUCUGUCCUUCAUAUAUGCCCUUCUAUCUGACUGCUACUUUCAUCUGGGGCAAACCGAAGGACCAUCACCAUUCCCAUCACCUUUAUCCAACUUCCAGUUGGCUGAGUGUUACAAGGUCAUUGGGAAAGAGUGUCAAAGAGUUUCUUUUAUACAGAAUCUAGACUUCAAAAAUGUUGCUGGAUUAGGAGGUUUGAAUUUGCAGUAUUUCCGGGAUGAAGUAUUCGCCAAUAUUGAUGAUGAACGUAGCUUAGAAGCCUUGGCAGAAAUGGUGAAGAAUCUUGUCGGUAUCCAUUCUGCUCCAGUGCCACAAGGCAUGAUUGUGUGGCAGGAUGUAUACAAACGAUAUGUUCAGAAAUUGUUCACAGAGCUGGAAAGUAGAGCCAAGACAGAAUUUAAUGUCGGAAGCUCUGAAAAGUUUCAGGAGUUCGUUGGUCAACUAGAGGGAACGUAUGGUUAUUGUGGACAAUUUAUUGGCCAUUUGUUGACAUCAGAUGCUAUGGAUGUCAUGAAGCGGUGCUUCUCAAUGAUUCUACUUCUACCUGGUGCUUUUGGGUGUAUUCCUGAUAAUUCAAUGUGGCAGGAGUGCCUUAUCGACCUCUUAAACUUCUGGUUCAGGUUGUCUGAAGCAAUGAGUGAAAUCAUAUCACGUGAGAGUUCAGUGGAAAAAUCGAGCUUCUUCGAUCCUGUGUGCCUAAGAAACUGUGUGGAAUUAUUUGUGAGAUUUGUGUCGGAGGAUAAUGUAUCGCCAAGUCAGGCCUGGGGGACCAUCAUAGGCUAUGUAAAUCAUGGCUUAAUUGGUGAUUGCAUAGUCGAGGCUGAGGCCUUUUGCAGAGCGAUGGUAUUUUCUGGUUGCAGUUAUGGACCUGUGUCAGAAAUGUUCUCGGAGAUGACAUCACAUAGUGCUGCUGUCAGUUCAACUGUUGAAACUAAUCUUUCUCAGCUCUACGCAAGCAUGCUGGACCCAAUUUUAAGGGACUUGGUUAAUGAAGGAACCCUUGGAAGCAAGGAUCUGUAUAACCUACUCUCUUCCCUGAGUAAGAUGGAAGGUAAUAAGGUGGAGGAUCUGCAGCAGCAGGUUAGGCGCGUGGUUUGGGAAAGAUUGGCCCGAUUCUGUGAUGAUUUGCAGCUGCCAAACAACAUCCGAGUCUACGCCUUGGAGAUUAUGCAGUUCAUUGCAGGUGGAAGUCGCACUUUCUCUGCUGAGCUGCAGUCUAAUAUCUUGCCAUGGGAAGGCUGGCAUGAGUUGCUCUCUACAAAUAAUGCCUCUACAGGAAGCAGUGGAUUGAAGCUUGACCGAGCAGAUAAUUCCAACCGGUUUACAAGCACUCUGGUCGCCUUGAAAUCAUCCCAGCUCGUUGCAGCCAUCUCUAUCAACAUGGAAAUCUCCCCUGAAGACCUUUCCAACACCGAAACAGCUGUCUCUUGCUUUUCAAAGCUGUGUGAGCUCUCCUCCACGGAUCAUCAUUUGGAUGUGCUGUGUGCUGUUCUGGAAGAGUGGGACGGGCUUUUUGCAACUACUAUAAGCGAACCAGGUGAUUCAACUGUAGACGCUGCUGAAGCAGCAGGAAACGACUGGAACAAUGACGAUUGGGAUGAAGGGUGGGAAAGCUUUCAGGAAACAGAUGAUACUAAUAUCCCAAAAGAGAAGAAGGUAAAGGUCGUUGGUGGUGGUCAUCAGCAUCUGCAUCCUUUGCAUGGAUGUUGGAUGCAGCUCUUCAGAAAGAUGGUUGAGCUAUCCCGGGUCAGCAAAGUCCUAGCACUGAUGGAUCAAUCACUGUCGAAACCCAAAGGAACAUUGAUCGAUGAAACUGAGGCCAGGAGCUUGCGUGAUUUCGUAGUUGACCCCUUUGUGGCUUUGAAAAUCAUGCUGCUGCUGCCGUAUGAAGCUCUGUGGUUUCACUGUUUGGACAUAGUUGAGGAGAAGCUGAAAACACAAGGGUGGAACCAGGACACAGUUGCUGGGGACCAUGAGCUCUUGACUCUCGUGCUAUCCUCUGGCAUCGUCGUAGCUGCCAUUUUCACCAAGAACUCAUAUGGCACUACUUUCUCUUACCUCUGCUAUUUGGUCGGGAACUUCUCUCGUCAAUGUCAGGAAUCCCAGUUGUCCAAGCUGACAGAGAAGGACACGGCAUCGUUUCUCUUUGCGAGGUUUUUGUUCCCCAGCUUUAUAUCGGAACUCGUGAAGGCCGAUCAGCACGUCUUGGCAGGGUUCCUCGUCAUGAAGUUCAUGCACACGAACCCGUCUGUUAGUGUAAUCAACUUGGCGGAAGCCAGUCUGCGGCGAUAUUUGGAAGGGCGGCAUCGUGCUCUCCGAGAAAAGGAAUUAGGCCCUGAAGAAUUGAGUUCGUGCGGGAUAUUGAAGAACACAGUGGUCGGAUUGAGAGAAAUGUUGGUCGAUUCGAUCCCAUCUGUGCUUUCUACCGGCCUGAGAUGAACCAGUUUUGCAAGUGGCUUACGUCCAAUCGCAGCAAGUUUAUAGCUUUAACCACUAGCUCGUAGCCACCUCGGCCAACAGAAACGUCAGAGCUACCAUACCAAAACAGAAAGUGAAACCUUUGCUUUCUCCAACAAUGGAAAGGCUACCGGCUGAUCUGUGCCUGAAGAUCUUCUGCUGCUUGGAUCACCACAAUCUUGCUUCCGCCCAACAAGUUUGCAAGAAAUGGAAGGCAAUUGGAUCUGACGAGAAUCUAUGGUCCAACCUCUUCAAGCAUAGAUGGGGAACCGAUCGUGCCACAUUUUAUGCCCCUGUUGAUUCCAAAUCCUGGAAAGAUGUUUAUGCUGUGCAAGAUCGAUCCGAUCGAGUUGGACUGGGGCUGAAGAUAAUCAGAGAAGGAGGUGACUAUUAUCUUGUUCAUCAAGGCGAAAUUCAACGCUAUCUGGGUUCUCCCAGACACAGAAAAGGGCCAAAGGCUGCUGCUUCAGACGACCAAGUAGAAGAAUCGUCAUCGUGCGGCAGGGCGGCCGAAUCCUGCUGCACUGGCAGUGGGAUUCUGGACAGGAUACUGUUCUUCAUUGGAGACCUGGAAGUUGCUUCUGCAGAUGCCAAACGUGCUCGCCUGAUAUGAAUCAUUGCUUCCUAGAUAUGUAUAUGCAGAAAGCUCACAUGUUCCUGCAGCAUCAUUCAACUCAUUGCUCUGUGGAUAACAUAACAGCAAGAUCAAAGCUAGUUUAUUUCGAUUCGUUAUGUAACAUUCGUCGUAUUGUAUAAUAGUUGCAAAGGAAAUGUGUAACAAUGUCAAUAAUUCUUUCCAUUUACUGAUCAAGUGAUGCAAAAUUCUGUUGUAAUUGUAAAGCCAUAAAAACUGCUGUGGAAGGCAAUAUAGUACUACUGCUGUGUUCCUAUUCUGUUGUCACAUGGAAGAUUGCAGUUGAAGGGUAAUGCAUCAUCUCAUUACAUGGUGAAUUGUGGAUGGAGAAGUUCUGUGAGGGAACAUUCUUGUGAUUCUCAUAUUUGAUCAUCAGCAUGUAAUUCAAUCGGGC